AUGGAUGCCAAAAGCGGAAUAAGCUGCAUGCACGUCCAUGCGGCACUGCUGUACCCAUCUCAUGGCAAUCCCCGGGCCGUCGCAACUAAGGGCGAUAUAGCACCAACUCCUUCAUGGGAUCCCUCGUCAAUUGCAAUAGUAGACGAAGAGGUACUAGACGUCGUUACAGUGGAAACCGAUGUUGAAGAAGUGCCGGAUACACCAACUAGAGGUCGCUCCACUGAUAAUCGCGACGUCAUUAGGGAUAUGAUGCAAAAAAUUGAGACGGUAUACCUUCAGAUUUUAAAGAAAAGUAUGACAUCAAUAAACAUCUUGAUUGGGACUACGCAGCUGAGCGAACACGCAUGCUCAGCGUCCUAA
Molecule: messenger RNA, 360 nt
Organism: Strongylus vulgaris
Lineage: Eukaryota; Metazoa; Nematoda; Chromadorea; Rhabditida; Strongylidae
Source: the annotation of a GenBank genome assembly